GAGUCAUGCUUUUUCUUCCGGUCCGUGCAGACCGCCGUUUCAGUAUCUGCGGGAUCGACGUUGAAGAUGGUAGAUGAAGCUGGUGACAGAGAUGAGUCCUCUAAUGUUGCCAUUAUCAGAGAAGUAUAUGACAGUGAGAACGCUCAUGAGACAUUUGAAUAUGAGUUAGAAAGAGCGUUGGAAUCAGAAUGCAGUUUAAUUGUUAUCGAACCAUCGAAAUUAGGUGAUGAAACCUCUAGAUGGAUAGCAGUGGGAAAUUGUCUUCACAAGACCGCUGCACUGUCAGGUCUUGGUGCAAUCGUCACAGGAUUACUCUGGGGCGAUCGACCAUACAUCUGUGGUCCACUAGGUUUUACAGCAAUCAUAACCUGUGGAUUAUAUACAGUCUCUUGGCAAUUUGAUCCUUGUUGCCAAUAUCAAGUAGAGACUGAUACCAGCAAAUUACCACACGUAGAGCUAUUAGCUGUUCUAGGUCCUUCGUCUCCCACGUUUCUUGUCAGGAAAGAUGAUACGAGGAGACGAAUUCUUCACACAACUAUUACAUUGGCAGCUCUCAGCAUUACUGCCUGGAGAGUGUACCAGGCGUUUAAGUGAAAAAGUUAUUACUGGCAUAGAUUUUGUCUUAAGCCAGAAUGAAAUAAUAAGGUGAGUGCUGCUUAUGUGAUCUGACUAAACUACAUAAAUGCAAGUAACAAAAGCCAGAUUUUAUCCAAGUUUUUACAUUGGCAUGUCAUUUCUUUAAGAUUUUACAUUGUUAUUCUUUGAUCUCCACCUUGAAAAAAAAAUUGUGAAAGAUAACUAUAUUACAAAGUUGCAAAAGCCAUAUAUAUAUAUGUGCAGUCUCUGUACUGGAGGAAAAAAAAGAUAUUGACAUAAGUGUUCUUAGAAUUAUGAAAUUUGCAACGGUACAUAUGGAUUUAGCAUUAUGUAUUUUUAGAUUGUAAAUAUAAAAUAGGUAGAGAGAGAAUAAAAAACACACACAGUACAUAUGAUA
Nylanderia fulva is the source of this 994-nucleotide messenger RNA. It is a transcript of the gene Pmi, whose product is annotated as Transmembrane protein Pmi. Gene Ontology annotation, biological process: inner mitochondrial membrane organization. Gene Ontology annotation, cellular component: mitochondrial inner membrane. Lineage: Eukaryota; Metazoa; Arthropoda; Insecta; Hymenoptera; Formicidae. The record is from RefSeq and is a predicted model, not a curated record.